This is a messenger RNA of Lynx canadensis (Canada lynx), 567 nucleotides long. It is a transcript of the gene LY6G6D, whose product is annotated as lymphocyte antigen 6 family member G6D. The transcript is spliced from 3 exons. Gene Ontology annotation, molecular function: acetylcholine receptor inhibitor activity. NCBI's taxonomy places the organism in Eukaryota, Metazoa, Chordata, Mammalia, Carnivora, Felidae. Gene Ontology annotation, cellular component: external side of plasma membrane. Gene Ontology annotation, biological process: acetylcholine receptor signaling pathway. Bases 98 to 451 code for a protein of 117 amino acids. The record is from RefSeq and is a predicted model, not a curated record.
AAGACUCAGGUGGCCUCUAAAUUAAGCCAGACCACCCCCCCACCUCCAAUCCUUCAUCCCUGCUCAGUCUCAUUUUCCCAGAGAAGAAGGAAACCAAAUGAGGUGCUAUGACUGCAAAGGAGGCCCCGGCAGCUCCUGCAAAGAAACCGUGGCCACCUGCAGGGAGGGAGAACGCUGUGGCUUCCUGGAGCGCAAACCCCAGCCAGGCCUGGGACCGAACAAGCUAUCUGGAAACCCCUCAGUGACCUUGAUUCAUCACUAUCCAGCCUGCGUGGCGGCCCAUCAUUGCAAUCAAGUGGAAACAGAGUUGGUGGGAGAUGUGACUUACACAACCCACAGAGACUGCUGCGUCGGAGACCUGUGCAACAGCGCUGUCGCGAACACUGUGGCCCUGCCAUGCCUCCUGGCUGCAACAGCCACCACACUGGCCUGGCUCUUGCCAGCACUGUAAAGAGGGUAGUAGGCUCAAGGGAAGGGAAGGGCACAAGGGAGUGAGGGAACAAAGGAGAUUCGAGGUGAGAAGACAAACAGCCCUCUGUGAGCCAUUAAAAUCUAUCCACCACCCUA